UGUACUUGUGAUACAAUUGGAACAGAUAAUAUUGAAUCAAGUCCAUCAACAGCAAUUAGUAUAUGCUACCAAAGUACUUUUAAAACAAAAACUGAGUAUUCUGAAAAGCUUGCUGUGGUAAUAACAAAUGUUAGUGAUCUAGAUGAAGAUAGAUUGCAUGAAAUCGGUGCUAGAUUUACUUCUUCAUUCACUACAUAUUAUUAUUAA
Molecule: messenger RNA, 207 nt
Organism: Racocetra persica
Lineage: Eukaryota; Fungi; Glomeromycota; Glomeromycetes; Diversisporales; Gigasporaceae
Source: the annotation of a GenBank genome assembly